Messenger RNA from Scleropages formosus (Asian bonytongue), 4331 nucleotides. Its product is annotated as E3 ubiquitin-protein ligase CBL-like. Gene Ontology annotation, biological process: cell surface receptor signaling pathway; negative regulation of epidermal growth factor-activated receptor activity. NCBI's taxonomy places the organism in Eukaryota, Metazoa, Chordata, Actinopteri, Osteoglossiformes, Osteoglossidae. Gene Ontology annotation, cellular component: plasma membrane; membrane raft. Gene Ontology annotation, molecular function: phosphotyrosine residue binding; ubiquitin protein ligase activity; SH3 domain binding. Bases 369 to 3047 code for a protein of 892 amino acids. The record is from RefSeq and is a predicted model, not a curated record. The transcript is spliced from 16 exons.
CGCCGCACUGCUCUCGAAGCAGACGGACGAUACUGCGAGUCUAGAACACUCUGUGACUGUCUGUGAUUGAGCAGCUUCGUGCGUUGGCAGGUGAUCAUCGGACAGUCCCGUCGUCGUUCGACGUUGGUGGUUCACCGGCCCGUCGUCGGUCUCUGCGUGUCUGCGAAUUAUCCGGAGAUUUAAUGGAGCAUCAGCCCCGUCAGCAGCACCCUUCGCCGCCGGGGCCCUUCCCGUAGGAGCCUCCAGUAAGAGGACCGUUGACAGCACUCUGCAGUUGGACCGCCUCGGCUCGCUCAGAUCAUCCCGGGGGUUCGGAACCCCUUGCGCUGCAGCGCAGGUGGUGUCGCAGGAAAACUAAGGAGUCCGAAAUGGCAGGAAAUCUGAAGAAAGGCGGGGGGCUGAUCGGGAUGAUGAAGGACGCCUUCCAGCCUCAUCAUCACCACCUGCAUGCUCAUCACCAGCCGGGGGCCGUGGACAGGAAGACGGUGGAGAAGUGCUGGAAGCUCAUGGACAAGGUGGUCCGCCUCUGCCAGAACCCCAAGUUGGCUCUGAAGAAUAGUCCGCCCUACAUUCUAGACCUGCUGCCAGACACCUACCAGCACCUUCGCACCAUCCUAUCACGCUAUGAAGGCAAAAUGGAGAUGCUGGGAGAAAACGAGUACUUUCGUGUCUUCAUGGAGAAUCUGGCCAAGAAGACCAAGCAGACCAUCAGCCUCUUCAAGGAGGGCAAGGAGCGCAUGUAUGAGGAGAACUCCCAGCCCAGGCGAAACCUGACCAAACUGUCGCUGAUCUUCAGCCACACGUUGGCUGAGCUUAAAGCUGUGUUUCCCAACGGCCUGUUCCAGGGGGACAACUUUCGCAUCACUAAGGCGGACGCCGCUGAGUUCUGGAGGAGGUCCUUCGGGGACAAGACCAUUGUGCCGUGGAAGUCUUUUCGCCAGGCGUUGCAUGAGUUCCAUCCCAUCAGCUCAGGCCUGGAGGCUAUGGCCCUCAAGUCCACCAUCGACCUGACCUGCAACGACUAUAUCUCUGUUUUCGAGUUUGAUAUCUUCACCCGCCUCUUUCAGCCUUGGUCUUCAUUGUUGCGGAACUGGAACAGCCUUGCAGUAACCCACCCUGGCUACAUGGCUUUCCUCACGUACGACGAGGUGAAGGCUCGGCUGCAGAAGUUCAUCCACAAGCCGGGCAGCUACAUCUUUCGUCUGAGCUGCACACGGCUGGGCCAGUGGGCCAUCGGCUACGUAACUGCUGAUGGUAACAUCCUGCAGACCAUCCCCCACAACAAGCCGCUCUUCCAGGCUCUCAUCGAUGGCUUCCGGGAAGGCUUCUACCUAUUUCCUGACGGCCGUGCCCAGAACCCGGAUCUGACGGGUCUGUGUGAACCAUCUCCACAGGACCACAUCAAAGUCACACAGGAGCAGUAUGAGCUCUAUUGUGAGAUGGGCUCCACCUUCCAGCUGUGUAAAAUCUGUGCAGAGAAUGACAAGGACGUGAAGAUCGAGCCGUGUGGACACCUCAUGUGCACCUCCUGCCUUACAGCCUGGCAGGAGUCAGAGGGCCAGGGCUGCCCCUUCUGCCGCUGUGAGAUCAAGGGCACGGAGCCCAUCGUGGUGGACCCUUUUGACCCCAGAGACAAUAGCGGGGGCUCCUGUGGGGGCUACAGGGGAAUGCUGGGUGCAGAGGGGGCCCCUUCACCAAGCUAUGAUGAAGAUGAUGACGACCGGUUGGAUGACCCCCAUUUCAUCAUGAGCAGACUAGCCUGCAACAAGGUGGAGCGCCCCCCUUCACCUGUGUCUAUGGGCCCCCAGGCGGCACUGCCGCCUGUACCCCCCCGACUGGACCUGCCGCCGCCCCGAGCUCCCAAUCCCUCUGGAGCCUCCAGUCCAGGGGCCACAUCCAAGGCUUCAACACUUCACAAGGAUAAGCCCCUUCCUCUACCACCUGCACAUCGGGACCUCCCACCCCCACCUCCCCCUGACCGACCGCACACAACAGGCUCCGAUGGACGGAUCCAGCGCCGACCACUACCCUGCGCUCCAGGUGACCCACCCCGCGACAAGCUGCCACCAGCACCUCCCAACAGAGCAGCAGUGGACUGGAACCCCAGACCUGUGCCCAAGGCCCCGCUGCAGUUGCCCACUGUGCGUGAGCUCUCCAACCGCCACUCGCUCCCUCUGGCAUUGCCCUCCGCACUAGAUGGUCGCAUAGAUGUGCAGAGAAACAGCAACCUUGGACUGGACCCUCCGCUGAACUUUGCAGCCAGUGUUCCUGGAUCGUCAGCGUAUGACAGCCCUAAAGUGAAACCCUCUGCCUCAGCAAACGCCAUCUAUGCCAUGGCAGGCAGGCCUCGCCAUGGCCUGAAGUCGCUCACGAGUGGUGGAGCGCAUGAAAGUGACGAGGAGCCCGAUUAUAUGACCCCCACAUCUCGUCCUGUGCUCCCCCCACCAGGGCCUGCAGUGGGGAGCUCCCGAUCUGUACUAGGGGAUCUGGAUUCGGAGAACCUCCAGACGUAUGAAGCCAUGUAUAACAUCCAGGCUCAGGCGGUUGCUACGGCUUUGCCUCCCCAAGCCAUGGAUUCUGAUUACUCUGAAUUGCCUCCUGUGGCCUGUGCCAAUGGACCCCGGCAUGCCAUCAGUGAAGCUGAAGAUGACGACGAUGAUGGCUAUGACUUCCCUAGACCUGUCAUUCCCCAGACCCCUGCCAGAGAUACCUUCCCCAGUACCAGCAGCCCAUCAGCCUCCUUCAGCCUGCUAUCGGUGAACACUGAGCCCAGUGCUGGAACCUCAGCCUCCCCUGGGCCCAGUGAGGUGCCAGAGCGCCCACCAAAGCCAUUGCCACGCAGGAUUCCAGCAGAGCGAAGGCCGAGUCCUGUAUCCAGCCCAGCGCCCCCUGCCAUCAGCAGUGAGGUGGAACAACUCCGGAGCCUGGGCUACUCCCACCAGGACAUUCAGAAGGCUCUGAUGAUAGCCCAGAAUGAUGUGGAAAUGGCAAAGAACAUCCUGCGGGAAUUUGUCUCUGUUCCGUCCACAGCCCACAUCCUAACAUAACACCCCAAAAACCUUUAUGACCCCCAGCCCCCUGCCGCAUCCAUCUUCGUGUUGAUUGGAUGCCUUGUGGCUUCUCUGCAGCUGAUGGCCUGGCCUUGCCCUCGUUGAGCUUUUUAGAGCAUUUUGCUUUUUAUUGCAUGGAAGAUGGCCAGCAAGACCAGUGACAGGUGUUCUUGGCCAGGCAGCAAGAGAUGAAGUACAAAAAAACCAUGGUGACCUUCCAGGCCUUUCUCAGCAUAGUGGUCCUAAGGCAUCAUUUGAGAAGUUCCUUAAUCUCACAGAAACCUUUGUACAUCUAUGUUUCUGUGUGUGCGUGUGUGUGUGUAUGUGCCUGCCAGCCUAUGGAAUACACCCUUGAGGGUCAAUUUUUCUGCUUCUUUGGGCCACUGGGCAGCAGCAAAAGCUUGCUGGUCCCAUACUCCACAUUCUGUGGAAAUGUAGUCACGUCUGGCAUCAUCUCACGAGUUGAUGGAAGAAGGCAGAAUGUGCGACUCAAUUUUACUCUGAGUAGAUGCCAUUUUAGUGAUACAUCUAGUGCCUAAUGCGAAAGGAAGACGGCUUUGAUUGUGUUCCUUUAGUACUUUUUAUACAGAUAAAAUUGGGUGUUUUUUGUUUCAAUUAUUUAUUUUUUUCCUCCCCUUGAAGCAGCUCCUUGCUACACUCUGUUGCUGAAUGUCUGCAGUUAAGAGUGUGACUGUAUGCAUGGUUGAAAAGAUAAGGUGAUCUCAAAAUACUGAUCCUUAGCAGAAGGAAUGCUUUUGGACACAAUGAAGUCAUUUCGCCAACUCAUGAGUGUUGGGUUACCUGAGGCACGUGAUGAUCCAAACACUCCUUUGCUGCACUGCAGUUCUAGUAUCUGGGGUCUCUGCUUAACCUGUAGUGAUAGUUUCACACUUUGAGUGUACCCAGCUGACCUGAAACUAAGCAGUUCACUGUGCAAGGAGUGAGCCAAGACUUUGCCAGUAGAAAUAUCUCCACGGCAGGAUAGUGAGAAGUUCAAGCCUCAUGCAGACUCCAACCCACAGCUCUCUUGACCCUCCCUUUGUUAAUGGUCUCGUCUUGCUGUGCAAACAAAUGUGGAUUUAAGAACUACUGGCGUACUUCUUCUGAAUUUACUAAUUUCUUAAUGACAGACUUGUGGCUAAAGAGGAAAACUUAAAAACGGGAUUAAUUUGUGAACGAAGCACUCUACAUGAUUUAGUAAUGUACAAGCUCCCUCUCUAGUUAUCGCUGUAGUAACUGGAUUGAGUGCAGUGCUUUUUUUUGGGCGGGGGAGGGGUCCAA